UUCCGGGGACGCCCAGGUGGCCGGCGGGGCUGAGCCGGCAGCGUGGACUGGCGGAGCGGAGCCGGCUCUGUCCCCCGGCAGACAUCGGCUCCCGGAGAUGGCGUCGGUCUCCAGUGGCAACCAGGACUGCUACUCCCCGCUCGAGCUCUUCAAUAGGAUCGCGGUCCAGGGCGAGCUCGUAAGGACCCUCAAGGCCAGCAGUGCGCCCAAGGAUGAGAUUGAGUCUGCAGUGAAGAUGCUGCUCUCGCUGAAGACCAGCUACCGAACUGCCAUGGGGGAGGAGUACAAGGCCGAUUGCCCCCCAGGAAACCCAGCCCCCAGGGGGAACAGCGCCCCAAAAGCUGACGAGGAAGAAGAGGACUUUGUGGACCCGUGGACGGUGCAGACCAGCAGCGCGAAAGGCGUGGACUACGACAAACUCAUCGUUCGCUUCGGGAGCAGUAAGAUCGACAAGGAGCUGAUAAACCGAGUGGAGAGGGCCACCGGCCAGAGGCCGCACCGCUUCCUCCGCCGUGGCAUCUUCUUCUCCCACAGGGAUAUGAAUCAAGUUCUGGAUGCCUAUGAAAACAAGAAGCCUUUCUACCUGUACACGGGAAGGGGCCCCUCGUCUGAAGCCAUGCACGUGGGACACCUCAUCCCUUUCAUCUUCACAAAGUGGCUGCAAGAUGUGUUCAGCGUGCCCCUGGUCAUCCAGAUGACGGACGACGAGAAAUACCUGUGGAAGGACCUGACGCUGGACCAGGCCUAUGGCUAUGCCGUGGAGAACGCCAAGGACAUCAUCGCCUGCGGCUUCGACAUCAACAAGACCUUCAUCUUCUCCGACCUGGCGUACAUGGGGUCGAGCCCCGCCUUCUACAAGAACGUGGUGAAGAUUCAGAAGCACGUGACCUUCAACCAGGUGAAGGGCAUCUUCGGCUUCACCGACAGCGACUCCAUCGGGAAGAUCAGCUUUCCAGCCAUCCAGGCUGCCCCCUCCUUCAGCAACUCCUUCCCUCAGAUCUUCGGGGACAGGAGUGACGUGCAAUGCCUCAUCCCGUGCGCCAUCGACCAGGACCCAUACUUCAGGAUGACGAGGGACGUGGCGCCCAGGAUCGGCUACCCAAAGCCCGCCCUGCUGCACUCCACCUUCUUCCCGGCGCUGCAGGGCGCCCAGACCAAGAUGAGCGCCAGCGACCCCAACUCCUCCAUCUUCCUCACCGACACCGCCAAGCAGAUCAAGACCAAGGUCAACAAGCACGCCUUCUCGGGGGGCCGGGACACCGUGGAGGAGCACCGGCAGCUGGGGGGCAACUGCGACGUGGACGUGUCCUUCAUGUACCUGACCUUCUUCCUGGAGGACGAUGACCGACUAGAGCAGAUCCGGAAGGACUACAGCAGCGGCGCCAUGCUCACGGGCGAGCUGAAGAAGGAGCUGGUGGACGUGCUGCAGCCCCUCAUCGCCGAACACCAGGCACGGCGCAAGGAGGUGACGGACGAGGUGGCGCUGCGCUUCAUGGCGCCCCGGCCGCUCUCCUGCUUCCAGUGACGCCGCCGCCCGACCGCCCACCCGGCAGGAGCUGUCCCCAGCCGCGCCCCCAGCUCCAGACAGACCCCACUCCCCACUCUGCACUCCCGCGGCCCCCCUGCAUGUGCGGGGUCGCAUCCCGGCGGCUGGCCUGUGAAAUACAACGUGCUCAGAAGCCGGU
Messenger RNA from Erinaceus europaeus (western European hedgehog), 1685 nucleotides. It is a transcript of the gene WARS1, whose product is annotated as tryptophanyl-tRNA synthetase 1. Gene Ontology annotation, biological process: tryptophanyl-tRNA aminoacylation. Gene Ontology annotation, molecular function: tryptophan-tRNA ligase activity; ATP binding. The transcript has 11 exons. The coding region runs from base 98 to 1525 and encodes 475 amino acids. Gene Ontology annotation, cellular component: cytoplasm. The record is from RefSeq and is a predicted model, not a curated record. Lineage: Eukaryota; Metazoa; Chordata; Mammalia; Eulipotyphla; Erinaceidae.